This is a messenger RNA of Alosa alosa (allis shad), 3139 nucleotides long. RefSeq lists its product as uncharacterized. Bases 870 to 2711 code for a protein of 613 amino acids. The transcript has 19 exons. Gene Ontology annotation, molecular function: protein binding. Lineage: Eukaryota; Metazoa; Chordata; Actinopteri; Clupeiformes; Clupeidae. The record is from RefSeq and is a predicted model, not a curated record.
CACACACAUACACUUAGAGAUACAAACACACAUACACACACAUACACUCACUUAUUCAGUCACACACACACGGUGUAGCAUUUGAGCCGCAGGCUGGCCACAUCCAGCACCUAGCUGGGUAAAUGUGAGUUGUUGGGCUGCGUUAAACGGUCGCUGGAAUGCGAUUGAAGUGGUCUGCGGCUCGGCCCGGCGGACAAGGCUCCGUGGCGAAGCCCUCUUCUCUGGCUGGCCUCCCGCCAAGUCCAGCUGCCAGAGCCUACAGGGAGAGCCCUGAUCUGCGCCGUGCCUCACCACACAGUUACCAUGCCGGCCCUGGAGCCCGUUGGGCAGGCCGCUGAGCAUCAAGGGAGCCAUGACAGCAGCGUGACGGCAGCCUGAAGCGCGGUGCCACCACAAACACAGCCGGUACCGGCUCGGAUCAGGCCGAAGAGGAGCGGAGAGGUACCGAGCCAGCUGUGGUGAGAUGAGAGGCCCGCCGACUGGGUGAGCUGGGCUGCUAGCAGUGCCAAGGAGCAGAGAGCUCUGUCCAGGGAGCUACAGAAGAUUUCAGUGUGGUUAGACACGUCCAGCUGUUUCUCUGCAAUUUGGAGCUUUGCUAAGGGGCCUUGAUUACUGCAUGAGCGACGGAGAGGGAGAGGGAGAGAGAGGGAGGGAUUGCAACAGCCUCUUGGCAGGUACACUGGAGUGUGACUGCAAGCUUUUUCCCCCUUCAGUGCAUAAUUUCACCAGGAAGUGAAAAGAAAUCACCAGUAAAGUCCCCUCUGAAGCUCCCCUAAAGGAAAAACAAGGGGCCUACAUUCCAAGACGGAGGAGGAGGAGGGGAGUCGAUGCGGAGUCAUGACUCCUGAAGGUGUGGCCGUCACUCUACCAUGGGGUCUAGAGAUGACGAGAAGUGUGUUGGAGAUGAUCUGAGCAACAAGGAUUCCAGCAGCCAUGAUUUACUGAAGACAGAGCUACGGUUGCUUCCCCUCAGCAGUAAGAUGGAGGCUUUUCUCCACCAGCGGAAACCAGCUGCUCGGACCUGCAGUCUGGGAGAAACAGUGCCCAGAAGCCACACCUUUCAUGCCAUUGGCCAGGACACUAAAAAAGUGUCAGAGGAGGAAGGAUCGCCAAGGCAACGGCGGAUAACUGUCGCAUCUUAUAUACCCCAAUCAAAGGACCAAAAUGGAAAUUUUGCUGGAAAGGAGUCGUUGAACGGGCCACGGGCCAAAGCUCUCGCCGAGCUCAACACGGAGGAAGUCUGCCAGUGGUUCAGCAGCAUCGGCCUCCACCAGUGCCUGCCCCUCAUUAGAGGAGCUCAUCUCAGUGGCUCUCAAAUCGCCUCUAUUGACCUGAGCACUCUAGAGCUCCUCCAGGUCUCCAACCUGGACGACAGAGAGAGGCUCCUAUCUGCCAUCUAUGAGGAGCUUCAUCCACCCAACACGGCCUCUCAGAGAGUGGACUCGCUUCUAGCAGCGUUUGGGCCGCACAAUGUCGAGAAGUUUACAGCUGCCCUUGUGUCCAUGACCAGAUCCCACUCCUCGCCCCAUGUCAGCAAUCUAAACCAGUGCUCGUUCAGGUUCAGACAAAGAAGUGCUGUUGCCCAGAGGAACUCACAGCUAAUUGAAGUAACAAUUAAAGUGUGUGCAUCGGAGCAGAUCGUACACCUUCGGACACCCCAGGACACAGCAGUGUGUAAAGUGCUGGAGUCGUGCCUGAGAAUGCUUGGAAGCGAGGAGGAGAAGGACUCCUUCAUCUUGAAGGUCAUGGAAGAUGAGCUGCCCAUGGAGCAGCUGCUUGGGGAUGUGCUUGGCACAGACAGUCGACUCAUAGAGCUGCUUCUGUGCAAAAAGGAGAAACCAACACAAUCUGAGCUCUCAGCUUCGACCCCAGCAUGUCCAGUCAUGAACAACUGUGAUGUAGAAAACCAGAUACAAUGCUGCAACGAUGAGAAAUUGCAAGAGUUGAACCAACAGGUGGAAUCCCUUCAGAAUGUGAUCUUGCAGGUGCAGGAGCUUCAUCAUGGCCUGGUGGCCUUCUGCGGUGAGCUACGGAAUAUGGACGCGGAGCCAGACACAGAGGGCCUGAGCAGCGCGGAACUGGAGGAGCAGCUGGCCCAGACACAGAGCUCCCUGCAGGACAAGAGACAGAGGCUCCAGGCCCUGAAGGACAGUCUCAGCACGGUGGCCAUACACAGGACGCACAGGAGGGUGGAAGUGCGUUUGCUGGAGAAGAUGAGACUGAACUGCCAUGUGUUUCAAGAGGAGAUCACCUUAGUUCACCUGAAUCGCCAGUUGGCUCAUCUUCAGGUAGCCCUCGAGGAAUGUCAGGUCAAGGAGGAGAAGGCUGAGAGGAAACAACGUUCCACUCUGGGCCAGCUGGUGUCUCUGCAGUCCCCCGCCAUGCUGGUGGCCACCCAGGAGACGCAGGGGCCAGAUGGCUUCGGCUUCACCGUCCAGCUCAUUAGGGGACAAGGCCUGGUGGUGGUGCAUCGCUUGGAGGAGUCCCACCUCUGUGUCAGCGACAGGCUGGUGGAGGUGAACGGGGUUAGUGUGGUCGGCAGCGGAGAGGACGAGCUCCAGGCUCUGCUCCGCCACCAGACCACUGCCCACAUCGUCGUCCUGCGCAGACCUCCUCCUAAUCCUCCUCCUGUCCAGGAGCUGCCUGCUGAUGCUACUGCUGCUGUUAGCGCCCCCCGGAGCACAGGAGUUUACACUGCAGUCUCCAGAUGACAGACAGCAGGCUGAGCAAGAGGAUUGCAUAACUUCUUCCCCUUCUUCUCGUCCUCUCUUCUUCUUGUCUCCAACUUUUUCUUCCUCUUUGUCCCUUGUUCUUUCAUUCUUUCUUCUUCUUUCUGUUGCCUUGUUUCUCUUUGUCCAUGCUUUAUGUUGUGUCUUAUUUUUGUGACCCUUUCUGUGCCUGUUACCAUAGGGAUUAGUGUUAGGUAUUUGUUUCCUCUGCUUCAAUGAAUGUAAACAUGUGCAUGAUUUUUUUUUUAAAUCAAAUGUUUUGUAUCAUAUUUGACUUUUACAUAUCAUGUUGUUUUUAAAGCAAUGAAAAUGGCACCCCAGUACUGUGGCACCCUCCAUAUCUGUGCUCAGUGUAAUUAUGACCGCCGCGCAGCGAAGCGGCGGUCAUGUAGGUUUAGUCAGAUUUUUUU